Messenger RNA from Diospyros lotus (date-plum), 1163 nucleotides. RefSeq lists its product as uncharacterized. The transcript has 2 exons. The record is from RefSeq and is a predicted model, not a curated record. The coding region runs from base 179 to 898 and encodes 239 amino acids. NCBI's taxonomy places the organism in Eukaryota, Viridiplantae, Streptophyta, Magnoliopsida, Ericales, Ebenaceae.
UAUCCCAAAUGUGCACUCAACAACAGGGAAGUCACCUUCCUUGAGCCAAUAAUUCAACAGCAUCACCGCCAGGCGCCAUCCCUAUAAUCCAUGCUUUGAACCACCCUUCUUGCUUACUACACUACUACACUACGCCUCUCCCAGAAAGAAGUAGUUCUUCUUUCCGGGUUAUGAGAACAUGGAUCUUGAAGAGUGGGAACUCCUCCCCGACCAUGGAUUUCUCCAAAUCCAUGACGACGGAGGCAGAAAAAUUUUCUCCAGAAAAUAUGGGCGCCCCGAUCCAGAAAUUGAUUUCAACAUGAACUACUUCAUCUGCCCUUCUCCAACGUCCCAGAAAGUCGCUGAUUCCACGGAGAAAGUUCCGGUCCCGAUCCGAUUGGAACAGAGUAGUAGGGUUCCAAUCGAUCCUGGACCCGUGGAGCCUGAUCAGGACACAGUUUCGCAAGUUUUCUUCAAGAAAAUGAAGGAAAAUGAAUUUGUCGACAUGAAAAUGGACUCUCCCUCCCCCAAGUCCAGUAUUGGAUCGAAGAUGAAAAUUGAGAAAGAGACACUCAGCAGCAAGAAGAACAAAAUUGAUUUACCUGCAGAAGAGGCCGGCGGCGAAGAGAAAGGCGGUGGCCGGAACCUAUGGAAGUGGAGCAUGACUGGAAUCGGCGCAAUUUGCUCGUUCGGCGUCGCCGCCGCCACCAUUUGCAUCAUCGUCUUGGGAAGCCACCGGAGAAACCAGCAGCAGUGCCAACAGAACCAGAAGCUCCGAUUUCAGAUCUACGCCGAUGAAAAGAGGAUCAAGGAGGUGGUUCACCGUGCCACUAAAUUGAAUGAAGCAAUCUCAGCAGCCAGAGGUGUGCCCCUUACUAGAGCUCACAUCACAGUUGGAGGUCACUAUGAUGGGCUUUAGGGCUCUCAUCAGCUUACUAUCAGAAGAGAGAACCACCAGGAGGUGAAGUUUGGCAUUUACUAUUUAGAUGUAUUUUAUUAUGUUAAGUGGGAAUGUAGGGCAGAACCUUCAAUGUCACAACAACCAGUAGCCUGCUAUUAUGAUUGUCGUUUUAUGCAUAGUAUUGGGGAUUUCAUUUCUGAUUUUAAGAUAAAAAUGAUCACAUGUCUAUAAACUCAUUGCACUAUAUAUAUAUAUAUAUAUAUAGUAAUGUUCUGCUUAUUAA